AUGCAACGGCCACCGGACAGUGGCGGUGCGGUGCUGGCGAUGGGGGAGGCGGGGGCGUCGACGGCGUGCGGCGGGCGCGCCGUGUGCAGCGGGAAUAUACGAUAUGUGCGCAGAGCCGAAGCGGGUGAACAGGAGGGCAUGUGGAGAAUUCCAGCUAGCAGAGCUUGCGCGGAAGGAUCUGCACGGACGGGUCGUGGACCGUCCAGUUCGGCCGCUUGUGUGGUUGCCUCAGCGCGUGCCAGGAGACAAGUGGAUGGCGAAAAGGCACACGGCGGCCACAGGAGUGCGGAGUGCGUGUACGCGUCCCAUGCCUCCACUUUCCCCGUGCCACUUCGAGCAAAGAUAACGACGGAACCACCGCAAUUGUCAGGAUUCUGCCCGGCGCCCCGCCGGCACAGCCUGUCUUCAUGUCGUCUGCAACCGUCUGGGCCUCUGUCACCCGGCAGGUCUUCUCGAGGCUCGCGCCGCUUCGCCGCCCGCGCCGUACGGGCUUUUCUAUUCCUUUUUCUCUCCCUGCUCCUCUUGCUUCGCCUUCUGCGUGGAUGUUCGCUGCUGGCUGCCUCCACUUCUGGGCGCCAGUCCGCCGAGCCGGUUUCGACAGACGCACGUCACGGGCCGCUCGAGGACUCCUCCCUCACUUCGCGCGUCCGCUGUGGCCUCGAACUCCCCGUCCUCGCGCCGUUUUCCCUCCUCGCCGUCUCGUGCGCGUCAGCGGCGUUCCUGGCUGAACCGCGGGAACGGGACGAACCCACAGAGGGAGUGUCGACUCCGGGAGCUCUCCCGUGGCUGUUGGACGUGGCUGGCUAUCGCCGGGCUUCCGGCCGCGAAGCUGCGGACGAGAGGCGACGAGGGCGAGGAGAAGCUGAACCGAGCCGGGUUCCGAAGCUCACGGGAGAGGACGUGGACGGAGGCAGUGAGUCCGGGUGGAGGGAGGAAGGACGACAGGCCUCUGGUUCCGCGGUAGCCCCUCUCGCAGCGCUGACUGAGGAGCUUGUCGAGGCCCCAGUUCGCUCUGACCGUGUUCAAAGCUCCCAUGGUGGUGCAGCGGCAUCUAACGCGGACAUGCAUCCAUGGAGGAGCCUCCUUGCCACCGGAGUCGCAAAUUCGGUAGAGGCCGCUACCUCGCCUUUCGCCUCCCAGCCGCUCGUCGGCGGCGACGCACUGGGAGGCCAGCCGGCUUCAGCGGCCUCAGAGUCUCCCUACCUCCACUCCAGUCAGCCUCCCUUCGGCUUGGCCUUCUUCGCUCAGCCUGCGUGUUCGGAUCCUUCGUCGCGCUCCUCGUCCCCGUAUCCUUCGUCUGCAGCCGCAGUUCUGUCCACCCUUCCUGAGUCAAGCCGGCCGGCCGCUCCGACCCGCUCGGUCCCUGCCUCCCGGGCGCCGGAGACGUCCUCGGCUUCGCCGCCUUUGCCCCCUGCGGACGCGUCUUCGGAAGGAUCUCCUGGAGCCGUGCCGGCGCGCGAGGCGCCCCCUGCGCCUGCUGCCGUGCCCUCCGCUCUUCCGGCGUUUUGCGGGGAGAAAGAAGACCUCUCUGCGUGCGACGUAGUGAAGGACGGCACCUGCUACAUUCUCGCGGCGUCUUCGACCCGUGCGGCGGAGCUCCUGGGGCCUCCCACAGAGCCCGCGCAGCCGCAUGCAGACGAAGAGGAGGCUGCGAAGUUCGACGGGAAGCGGGGUGAGCGAGGAGAGUUGAAGCUCAUGGAGAGGCCCGGCCCGCCGACCUCCGAGGUCAGUGGCACGCGGGAGGAGCGGCGGGCGAACGGAGAGAGCCCACGCAGGGACGUGGCCUCCAGCGAACGAGACGCGCAUGCAGGCCGAGGACCAACAGACAGGCCUGGGCAGCUGCAGAAUGUGCGGCUCUUGAAGGACGGGCUACGCAUCGUCUCUCGCGGGCGCAUCGUCAUCGACGCGGAUGUGCAGCUGCUGUGCCGCUCAGCGUUGUACGCGGAGGAACGGGCAAAGCUUCGGCGCCUGGAAGAGGCUGCGAAGCGGACAGCGGAGAAGAAGAGGAAAUACCGCGCGGAUCUGGCGAGCGGCAGAAAUAGAGGAGGAGCUCGAAGGGGCGGCGAUGCGAAUCGAAGUGCCGGGCCUCGGAAGCCGAAAAAAAGGUCCCUUCUGGGGUUCCUCUUUUCCGCUCCUCGUCGCGAGCAAGAUGAUCUCUUCUCGCUUGGGGAGCAUGCGGACGCGGACAACGCGGGCGAACUACGGUCGCCGGCUGAAUCGUCCCCGCUCCCUCCUUCGGUUUCUGCUGCUGCGGCUGCGUCGCAGGUCGAUUUGCGUCCUCCAGCGCGUGAGUCUCAUGCGUUUCCGCCUGAGGCGGCUUCAUCGUUUACGGCCCCUGCCCUCGCCGCAUCCUCUGGCGCGCCGCUCGUGCAGGAUCGUGUUGAACUUUGCUCCGGGGACGUCAUUCUCUUUUCGCCGCGGUCGCGGCUCCACUGCAGAGAGAUUUUCUUACUAUCGGAGCGCGAAAUCGUUCUCCAAGCUGGUGCAGAGAUUUCGGCCAACGCCACGAGUCUCCUUAGCGCGGACGCCAUCGCCCAGCAUCGCCAGGCUGUCGGCGGCGCGGGGUCGGAGGCCUCUCGCGCAGACGCCAGCACCGCGGCGAGGCAGCAGCAGACUGGCGAGGCCGCCGGUGUUUCUCGCGAGCCCGACGCCUUGCACCUAGACGGCGGGUCGCGAGGAGGCCCGCUCUCUGCAGACGCAGACGCGAACAAAGGACUCCAGGCGGCGGAGCUGACAGACGCGCGACGCCGGCCGACCGCAGAUGGAAGUGCAAGCACUCAAGAUAAGAGGGAGACGUCUUCAGCUUCAUCCAGUAGUGCUUGGGGCGCGAUCGCCUCGCUGAGAAGUGACAGUAUCCGGCUCCGAGGCGGAAGCUACGGAGGCGUCGGCGGACGCCUGGCACAGGCGACGUGUCAAGACGAGGGCGCGGACGAUCCGCACACGUCGCUGCCUACGCACGAGCUGACGUACGGCUCGCCCUUCCUGCCGGUGCACCUCGGGGUCGCCGGCAGACUCGUCGCCGAGUCAGCCGUUGCCCUGGCCGUCAGCGGCCCGCGGGCGUCUCAGCCGAGCGACACGCGGCUGCCUAACGCGUUAGAGGCGCCCGAACGCGCUGGCAUCGAGGCACCUCGCGGCGGGGGCCUCGUGCUGAUGUACGCCGGCGACCGGCUGGUGCUCGACGGAGGACGAAUCUCGGCUUCUGGCGAAGAGGGCUGGCACGCGGACCCGCAGACAGAGUUCAGCGCAAGCGGCGACGGACCAGCCGGCGCGGGCGCCAGAGGCUCGGGCGAACGGGGCGAGAAGGACGCGGAAGUCCGCGCGAGUGCCGGGAGGAGCGACGAUAAGGGAACAAGACUGGCUGCGCCCGGCGACAAUGGUAGUAGUUCGGCGCGCGCGGGCGAAGUCGGCGCCGAUAAGAUAAAAGGGUGCAGGACGAAGACGAAGAGCUGUAGCCCCGCAGAGACCGAGGCGACGACCGGCCAAGGCAAGGCCGGCGACGCAGGGGCGAGACGACGCGAGGCAGGGGCAAGGAGCCCAGUGGAGGCGGCUGCGCCCCGAUGGCUCCAGACGCUGACCCAGUGGCUCGUGCCCCCACCGCUGAGACGCGGGGACCCGAAAAACCAGAGAUGGCCUCCGCGAGGCGCGGGUGGAGGCGACGAUGAAGUAUGCGACACACGCAGCGAGGGCGUCGCGCAAAGAGCGGAACACAACUGUGAGCCUGGCAAGCUUACUUUCCCGCCCUUGCCGGCGCAGGCGACCGCGGGCAGCGGUGGUUCCAUCCUUCUCAUUUCAGGUGACAUUCAUCUCUCGCGACCUCUCGAGGGGGGCGGCAGGCUGGUUGCUCAGGGCGGUGGGUGCCGGUCAGCGGCGUCACUGGAAGCGCGGUUUCGUGAGAGACAAGGGCGGCGGGAGUUUUUGUUUCCUUCUCAUCCUGCGACCGCGAACGCGGAAGGCGAGAGGCGACGGCGCGGGCCUACGCCGGGAGCGGGGCUCCGACCAGACACGGCGGCGCAGGGCGUCAUGGGAGCCUCGCGAGGUAGCCGCGAUCCGCGCAGCUUUACGCGCCCGGAGGCCCUUGCCUGGGAGGUCCCCGGUGCUAUUCCACAGGCCGUAGAGGCCGAGGGCUGUCCGGAUGACCGACGACGCGGAUGGAGUUGCAGGGGCGGCGGACGAAUCUGGAAAGAGAGACGGAGACAGGCGAAGCACCGACAGCAGCAACGCAAAGCAGCGACCGCGGAGGCAAGCGAGGCCAGGCGCGAGGCGUAUGUCGAUGACUGGCUACGCGACCAAGCUUGGGGGACUGCGCUGCAGGAGGUGGCGGCCGCGUCGCCCUGUUCGUUCAGCGCGCGCACCCUCUCGUCCCGCUGGUAA
Besnoitia besnoiti is the source of this 4371-nucleotide messenger RNA. RefSeq lists its product as uncharacterized. The record is from RefSeq and is a predicted model, not a curated record. The transcript is spliced from 2 exons. The coding region runs from base 1 to 4371 and encodes 1456 amino acids. NCBI's taxonomy places the organism in Eukaryota, Apicomplexa, Conoidasida, Eucoccidiorida, Sarcocystidae.